Molecule: messenger RNA, 3747 nt
Organism: Theileria parva strain Muguga
Lineage: Eukaryota; Apicomplexa; Aconoidasida; Piroplasmida; Theileriidae
Gene: smc2
Product: RecF/RecN/SMC N terminal domain protein
Exons: 1
Coding region: 1-3741 (1246 amino acids)
Biological process (GO): chromosome organization
Cellular component (GO): chromosome
Molecular function (GO): ATP binding; ATP hydrolysis activity; protein binding
Source: RefSeq, a predicted model, not a curated record
AUGUUCAUAGAAUAUGUGAUAUUGGAUGGGUUUAAGAGUUAUUCAACUCGUACUGUGAUUGGUCCAUUGGACCCUCACUUUAACGCGGUAACGGGGUUAAAUGGCAGUGGUAAAUCUAACGUAUUAGAUUCGUUGUGUUUUGUGUUUGGGAUCUCAGACCUCUCCACAGUCCGCGCGAACAAGUUAGACGAGUUAAUAUAUAAACAAGGCCAGGCCGGAAUAACCCGCGCCACAGUAACAAUAAUCAUCAACAAUACCGUUCCCAUGCCUACACUAAUGCAUCCCUAUAGAAAUAUGAAAGAGAUAACAAUAACAAGACAAAUAGCCCUGGGUGGUAAGAAUAAAUAUUUCAUAAAUAAUCACCCGGCGACUGCGAAGAAUAUCUUUGACUUUUACGACACUGCGAGUAUGAACGUGAAUAACGCAAGAUUUCUAAUUAUGCAAGGGAGAGUGACUAAAGUAGUCAAUAUGAAACCGAGAGAGCUGUUAGACUUGAUAGAGGAGGCCAGUGGCACAAGAGUGUACGAGAAUAAGAAAACCGUAGCACUACGUCUGAUUAAACGGAAAGACGAGAAAAUGGAAGAAAUCAGACGAAUUAUCACAGAUGACAUUGCGCCGAUGAUGGAGAAGCUUAAAAGUGACAAGGAAGAUUUCCAACGCUACAACACCGUUAAAGUUGAGUUUGACAAGUAUAAACUUAUAUACCUACGGCUACAGCAUAAGCAUUUUAGCGAAUUAGUAAACACCCUCAGAGAUAAAUUCAACACCAAACAACGGGAAUUUACCGCGAAAUUAUCAAGUAAACGGGAAGCUGAAACCUUGGUCCACUCGUUAAAUCAAAAGUUAGAAGUUUUGGAAUCGGAGUUGGCCCAAUUGAAUUCGCGGUGUACGAGGGAGAAUAAUGAGCUUGACCAGCUUAAUAAGGAGCUGAGUAAGCUAAAGAGUAAUAGGAAAAUAAGUGAAAAGGAGUCUAGAGAAUUACUAAAGUACAUAAAGGAUUUAGAGCUGGAAAUCGCCGAUUACACAGCGAAACUAAGUGAAUUUUCAGCUGUGGACAAGUUAAAAGAGUUUGCAGAACAGGUUGAACAGGAUAAAAGGAAACUCAGUGAGCUCCAGAAAUUGGCAAAUUCCGGCGGUAAAGUUGGCCAAAUUACACAAUUGACUUCUAAAAUCUCAGCAACGCAGGCUGAACUCACAAAUACCAACCGCGUCAUCACACAUUUGGAGACUGAAAUCAGCAAGUUGGAGACCAAGUUACAAGAGUUCGCAACGUCGAGAACUGAGUUUGACACUGAAAUCCAAAAUCUUAAAUCUAAAAAACUGGAAAUUAACAGUAAAAUCAAGGCGUUGGAGCUGAAAAUUAGCGAGUUUGGCUCCGGAGACCCAAUCACACAUUUGAACUCUCAAAUCAACCAAUUAAACGAGAAAAAAAAUGAACUACAACAUCAAAUCUCAAUACAUCAACAACUCAUCAAUAGAUUCACAGUACACAUUAGAACCGGUGGUAACACUCCCGACAGAGUUGGUAACACUCCAGACAGUGACCCCCGUUAUUUUGGGCAGGUGUAUGAGAUACUAAAAUUGAGUGAGAGGGGGUUGGAGUAUUCGAUACCGAUUCAUGUGUUGAUUGGUUAUAAAUUUAGUUAUUUAGUAGCCCAAGAUUCACAAGCUGCUAAAUCCAUUUUUAAGUUCAAUAACCUCUCACAAAGUAAUAAAAAAAUCACCAUCAUACCCCUAAAUGACAUUAAAAUUAAUCAUCUUCUCACACAGCACGAUUUGGAAUCCAUUAAACUCUUUUUAUCUCAUGAUAUUCACGCACAGAGUACAUCUGAGGUGAACCGUGGAGUGCUGGGAUACUGGGAGGUGUUUGAGUAUGACGAGAGAUUCUUGAGGUUAGUGCAGUAUGUGGGAGGGAAUUGUGUCUUUUGCAGUAAUGACGCGGAUGCGCGUAAAAUUGCGUAUUCUAAGGAGUUGAAGAGGAGAUUUCCAACGGCCACGCUGCAAGGUGAUAAAUAUGACAUCUCAGGCACAAUGUCCGGUGGCGGGAAUAAAUACCUCACGGAACUUUUAAAGUCCGUCACACUCCUGGAACAACUUCACACACAACUCUCACACACAGAUCAACAGAUUUCCACCGUGAGAAAUAGCGUUACAGAGUGCCGUGGUAUGCUGGAUGAGCUGUAUGACUUAAAGAGUAAACAGGAGUUGUGUACCUCAGACUUGCUAUCACUAGAACUAAGACUAAAAAAUAACGAAUACUACAACACAUUGACCAAAUUAAACAAUUCCAAGGAGGAAUUAACCAUUAAACGCAGUAGAGUCGGGGAACUCACAGGACUACUCACACAGUUGAGAGAAGAACUGGAAUCGUUGAGUGUGAGGGCUGGCGGAGUGGAUUUGGAGUCAAAGAUAAAAAUAUUAAAGGAAAGCAUAAAAAAGUCAAGUGUGCAGUUGGAACGUUUAAGGGAACAGAACAUGGACCAGCAGCUUAAAAAAAGCACACUCGAACACCAACUAACAUCAAACCAAACUGAACUCGACAUGAAAAAAUCACAGUUGGACACUUUGAAUCAAAUAAUCCAGGGCCAGGAUGAGGAAAUUGAGUCCAAAAAACGAGAAAUCGAUCAGCUGACACAUCAACUAACUGAUGGUAACAAGGAAGUAAUUGAGGUCCAAAACUCAAUAAACUCUGCGACAAAAGAGAAAGACCAACUGUUAUCAACAGUUGAUGAGAUAAAUUUGAGUAUAAAACAGCUGGAGUAUGACUUGGAAACUGUGGAAAAGGACAUUAACGAGGCCAAUGUCAGGGUGAUUAAACUGCAGCGGGAACACUCAUUUCUCACUGAAUCUGACCCCAAUGACAUACAAUUCACUCGCAGAUCAAGUAUUAGUGUUUCACACAGGGACACUGAGUUGAACACUGAGUUACCCAGUGAGUUAAACAGUGGGUUAAACAGUGAGUUAAACAGUGGGUUAAACGGUGAGUUACCCAGUGGUAACACCGGGUCCAGUGAUAGCCUGGACACUUUGGACAACCCGGAUCUCCUAUAUGUCAAGGCUAAAUUAGAAAAGUUAACCCGUUUAAAGGAAAAACUGAGUAGAAGAAUUAAUCAGAAAGCUCAGCAGAUGUAUGAUGAUUUAUUGUAUGAAUAUAACGACCUCAUGAGGAAGCUGAGUAAAGUCCAAAAUGACCGAGAUAAAAUAGAAAAAACAAUCACGGAAUUGGACAUUAAGAAGAAAAAGAGCGUCGAUGAAAUGUUUGAACGCGUUAAUUUACACUUUGCGGAGAUAUUCUCACUAUUGCUUAGCAACGCCACUUGUAAACUAGUGGCGUCAGAUGGUAAGGACAUAAGUUCCGGCAUAGUAAUGAAAAUCUGCUUUAACAAUGUUUGGAAAAACUCGUUAGCGGAGCUUUCCGGAGGACAACGCUCACUCCUGGCACUGGCACUGAUUUUAUCAAUGUUAAAGGUAAAACCAGCGCCGAUUUAUAUCCUGGACGAGAUUGACGCUGCGCUGGACCUAAGCCAUACUCAGAACAUUGGGAAAAUGGUCAAACAGCAGUUUCAGUACUCACAGUUUAUCAUUAUCAGCCUCAAGGAGGGCAUGUUCACCAACGCCAAUAUACUUUUCAAGGUCAAGUUCAUCAAUGGCAAGUCCACAGUCACAAGACACUCCAACCUCGACAACACACAGAAAUCCACAGAACAAGAUCAGGACAAUAAUAAACGAAAACGAAUUUAAUACCCA